This is a messenger RNA of Mya arenaria, 2621 nucleotides long. RefSeq names its product complement C1q-like protein 4. The transcript has 3 exons. Lineage: Eukaryota; Metazoa; Mollusca; Bivalvia; Myida; Myidae. Bases 663 to 1469 code for a protein of 268 amino acids. Gene Ontology annotation, molecular function: protein binding. The record is from RefSeq and is a predicted model, not a curated record.
UGGUAGACUACAAAAUGGAUUGGUAAAAAUCGAUAAAAUUGGACCAAAUUUAAUGAAACAUUAUGUCAAACUACAUCUCUCACAGUUCUAAGGAUAUAAGUGAAAAGGAUGUAAACUUUGGUGGAGGUAAAUGCAAUUUGAACACAUUAAAUCACACUUUAGGUCAAACAAGUUAUCGAACCAUAUUGCAAUUGUAUCAAAUAUUCUUAAGGAUGCAAGUAAAGUGGAUGGGACGUUUGAUACCGAAUAUGCCUUCUGACAAGUUUUACCCGAAUCCUGCGUAAUAAAUACUUGUUUGAGAGUCUGCGUACUCAAUAAUGCCAAUUAUGAUUUAUAAUUGUUUGCGUACCGCGCAUAACCCCGCAUCCUAAUAAGUCAUCCAUAAACUCCUUCAAAAUCCAGCAACUCUCCGAUCACUCUUUCUGCAGCUGGGGUUUUCAAAUUUUUUUAUGAUGAUUCCACAACUAUUGUCUCGUAUAAUUAAGCUCCCAGUGCAAAAUUAAAAUAAACAUCUGGCUUUAAUUUAUUUUUGAAUGUAUAACCGUUUCACUAGUACAGUUUCAAAGUUGUUUAUAAGAGGCUAACAACAAACCUGACUGUUUGCAAACGGCGAUUUGAUUCGAAGCUGCUACAACGAUUCGGAAAGAAAAUUUACCCUGAAAAUGUAUCUCUGCAAACGUGUCCGGAAACUAUUUGUCAUAUUUCUCGUCAUUGAAUAUUCACUGUGUGACGUGAAGGAACCGAGAUGUUACAAUUGGUUUGACAACGAGGAGAAAAUGUUGGAAAAAAUAGUGAAAACAGAUAGCAAGAUGGAGGAAAUUCUCGGUAAAUUAGAAGUGCUGGAAAACAGACAAACCUACGUUGAAACUGAGAUGGACAAUUCAGUAAAGAAAAUACACGGUCUUAGAACGAAACACGACGAUUUGGAAACCGAAUUGGACAAUUCAAAGGCUGUAUUGGAAAGAUUUGAAAACAUGACGAAAUCUGGUUUUGAUAGACUUGAUCAAUCUAUCAAGAUGAACGAUCGACGAUUCGACGCUAUAUUCACAAAUAUUACAGUUUCAGAGAGCAAGCUUCAAGCCCCCGUUGCAAUCUUCGCCAGAGUUUCGUCAGCCUUUAUCUCAUCCAUCGGCCAGACGCUGGUGUUCGACGACGUGUUCACAGACGUUGGCGGCGGUUACAACCCGGGGACAGGCGUGUUCAACGCCCCGGUCGAUGGUCUCUACGUGUUCUCCAUCACUGUUAUGGUGCAAAUGUCCUCGUCGGCGGCAAUAGCUCUAUUUGUUUUAAAGAAGAACGACGAUGCUGUAAUGUGGCUUUAUGUAAACGAAAAUUAUACUGUUACCGAGAUGGCUUCGGGAACUGGCCUACUCUCCCUGAAGGUUGGAGACACAGUUCGUGUUACAAGUGACCCUAGUGGACGGCAUAUCUAUGGCUCAUAUACGUUCUUCUCCGGUUUUAAGUUGUAGUUUGUUUAGGAACUAACGUGUAGUGGAUUGUCGAGCCCUUGGACAUGUAUGUAAACAACGUACACUACUUAUAUGGGCACUGGUUGUGUAAUUUCAGUCAGGAAGAACAAGAAGAAAACCCGAGACCCCAUUGUACAUAAAACCAUUAUAACUAACGAGUGUAACGUCUUAAACACACUAAUCAAAACGUGUCAUCGUUUGUCGGUGCCUUGACAGUUUAAUACAUAAACAUUAAAAUAUUGAGCAUAUGUUAUCUUAACAGCAGAGUAACAAUUUCACUUUCUUUUCAGAAACCUUGCGUUAAGAAAGCUUGCAAUUUAAACUAUAACAUCCUUUAUAUAAUUUGAAAACCGAAGGGCAGCAUUUGAAAUGUUCUACCCGAAUUUUAUUAAAACACGAGGCAGCAAUUAAAGUAUGUGUUGGCUGUUAAAGGGUUUCUGUCAGAGACUAGAUGUUAACCAAUUAAAAAUGGGGUGCAGUCAAUAGAUUAAACGGGUAAAAACAUUUUACAUAACUCAAUGUCUAAAACGAUAUACCUACUUCCGUGCAUCUUUGAUCGAAAAUUUGUGCUACUUUCUGUUAAAGCAGAACUAUGUUCUAGAGAUAACGUUUGAUUACAUUUACGAGUUAAGAAAUUAAUGGCUGGUUGAAUAAAGCCUCUUAUUUAUUUAUUUAUAACAUUGUAGUAAGACUGUGCAAAAAAUAUUUUAUUCAUUAAAUACCAAACAUAUAACAGAGAACAUAUUUGCCAGUUGAUAUCCUCCGCCGCUGUCAUUUCAUUGUCGAACAAAAUAUAUACUCAAAGCGAACAUUUCAGCAAAACUACUGACAAAGAGUCAUUCAUUUCAAUAAAAAAACAGGAGUAUAAAUUUAAUAGAAACCAAAAUAAGAUAUUUGCUAUUGUUAUCUUACAAUGGUUAUUUUUACUGGUAUUCUUUUUGCAAAAACAGUUAUUUCUCCAAAAGAACAAGUUCGAGUACAAUAAUUUCAGGGCUAUAACUGUGAUGUCAUUGGUCCAAUCCAGCCAAAACGUGAGCAUGCGUCGUUGUACUAAGACGCAUGAAUCAUGCAAUUUAUGACACUUAGUUCUAUAUAUAAUUAAAAUGGUUCCAAACGGCCACAUAAGUGUUUUGUCAUUAAUUAAAGGGCGAU